GUGAAACUAGAAUAAAAGCAGAGACAGAGCAGGGGAGCAGAGACACAGGGUGGUGGUCUGGUAGAGUCAGAUGAUUUCUAUUCUUCACUGAUUUCUCUCAUAACAACAUGGCUGGGUCAAACACAAACACAAAGAGAAUUGUCAUCUUGGGGAAAACUGGAGCUGGGAAGAGCAGCCUGGCCAACACUAUAUUUGGAGAGAAUGCGUUCAUGAUCAACCACACUUCCAACUCUGGAACAAGAGAAUGUCAAGCACAAACUAAAUGUGUCAAUGGAAGAAACAUCACUUUGAUCGACACUCCAGGUUUCUUUGACACAGACAGACCAGAGGAGGAGCUGAAAGCUGAGAUAGUGAAGUGUAUCAUAGAGUGCGCUCCCGGGCCUCAUGCUUUUCUCAUUGUACUUAAAGUGGAGAAAUUCACUGAGCAUGAGAAAGCUGUCGUCAAGAAAAUACAGAAAUACUUCUCUGAAGAAGCUCUAAAAUAUACAACAGUCCUCUUUACACACGGUGACCAGCUCGCUGAAGGAACGACAAUCAAGGAUUUUAUCCAGGAGAAUAAGUCCCUGAGGGAUCUUGUGAAGAAGUGCGGUGGCCGAUGCCAUGUCAUUGAUAAUAAAUACUGGAACAAAAGCCCAAAGGGUGAAUACAGGAACAACCAGUUCCAGGUGGAGGAGCUACUUAAAACAAUAGAUAAAUCAGUGCGGGCAAACAGAGGAAGCUGCUUCACCAAUGAGAUGUUACAAGGAGUGCAGGAAGAAAUAAACCAAGAGGAGCAGCGCAUCAGAAAGUCAUCAUCCAAUAUGUCAGAAGAAGAGAUCACACAGCAGGCUAAAGUCAGUGCAUUUAAGAAAAUUUUGAUCAAAGUGACUGGUGUUACAACAGGUGCAUUGGUAGGAGCUUUUUGUGGUGCAGCACUGAUGGUUGGAGCAGUUUGUACAGUAUUAAAUUCAACAGUGAUACCAAAAGCAGUAAAAGCAAUAACAUCAUCAGUGGGAGCCUUAGGAGGGCAAGCAGCAGCAGGAACAGCAGCAGCAGGUGCAGCAACAGGUGCAGGUACAGCAGGUACAACAACAGGUGCAGCAGCAGAAAAAUUGUUAGGCGGCGUUACCGUGGGAGUCGUUGCAGUAGGAGCAGUGAUAGGUGGCUAUAAAGGAUACCAUGCAGCUGAAGGAGCAAAUACACCAGGGGAAGCAGCACAUAGGGCAGCAGAGGCUGUCAUAGAUGAUGCCAUGUUGGUCUUUAAUAAAGUACGCGAUGCUGUGUAUGGACUGUCAAAGCCACAGUGAAAACAAAAUCACAAGCUACAGUGAACUGUGAUUCUUGAGGAAUGGGGAGUGAAUUUAUUAUUAAAAAGUUAUAUCUCACAGUAGACUGGAAAACUUGCUGUAAUUAUCUGAAGUCAUUGGAAUGAUCAUGUUUAUUCAUAAAUAUGUAUGUGUAAAAAAACAAGAAUUAAAAUAUAGAAUAUAUUGCUUCAGCUCACAGUGUACAGGCUUUAUGCUUUUGUCUGUUUCAAGAAUUGGCUACAGGUUGUCCUGGAGUUUGAUGUGCUGUCUGAACCCAAAAACAUCUCUUUUUAACGUCAUUCCUUUCUGAAGAACUAUUUUAAUGAAAGUGGUGUUGGUUGCAUUUCUGUCUAUUUAAAAUAUUAGUUAAUUGUUGUAAAAGUUAGUCAAAGAACACUUGUGUUGUUAUAUCAUGGUUGUGCUGUCCACUGGAUAUAGUGCAAAUUGUAAUCUAUCUAGACAUAUUUUACUGUUUUAGCAUUAUUUCAUUACAUUUGAUGAUGAUUUCUUGUGGAUUAUUAAGAAAUGAAUAAACUUGUAUAGAACAUGGGA
Lates calcarifer (barramundi perch) is the source of this 1838-nucleotide messenger RNA. Its product is annotated as GTPase IMAP family member 7-like. NCBI's taxonomy places the organism in Eukaryota, Metazoa, Chordata, Actinopteri, Centropomidae. The transcript has 2 exons. Gene Ontology annotation, molecular function: GTP binding. The coding region runs from base 108 to 1286 and encodes 392 amino acids. The record is from RefSeq and is a predicted model, not a curated record.